Molecule: messenger RNA, 1772 nt
Organism: Blepharisma stoltei
Lineage: Eukaryota; Ciliophora; Heterotrichea; Heterotrichida; Blepharismidae
Source: the annotation of a GenBank genome assembly
AUGCCUACUCUAAUAUUUGGAACAUUUAACAUAGCGUCUGCAAACAUAAGAAAUGCUUUAGAGAUUGGGAUUAAGGCCGGAUACAGACACAUCGAUACAGCUUCAAUUUAUGGGAACGAGGAUGCUAUUGGAGAUGCAUUACAAGAUUUUAUUAAUUCUGGAAAGAUAUCGCGUAAAGAAUUAUAUAUCAUUGGAAAGCCUUGGCUAACCCACCAUAGGGACAUAAGGCCAGCUUGUAUAAAUUCUUUAUCAAGACUCAAGCUAUCGUAUUUUGGUCAAUAUCUUCUUCACUGACCCUUAUCUCUAAAGCCAGAUGGUAAAGAUCCUCCAGUCUUUUCACCAUCAAAAGACCUUUCUCUAGUAGACUAUUAUCCCCUUUAUAAAAUAUGAGAACAGAUGGAAAAACUUCAAGAUGAAGGCUUACUCUCCUCUUUAAAUUGAACCAAUGUUUUUGGAUUUUAAAUCAUUUUAUAAAAUUAAUUAAAUAAUCGGUCUAUUCAGAGUGAAUUUGUUUAAAUUAAUUUGAUUCUACUUUUUCGAUUAAAUUAGGGCAAAACGAAUAUUAAAAAAUUAUUUCUUUAAACUAUAAAUUUCUUAUUAAAAAAAAUGUAUUCCAAUAUAGAGGGUCAAACUACCCAACAACGGAAAUUUUACUAAUGUUUAUAUCAAUUUAAAAGAUGGGGGAAUUAGUGAAAAGCAUAGGAGUGUCUAAUUUUACAAUUGCUCUAUUGCAAGAUAUGCUUGGAUACUCAAGAAUAAAGCCAGAGACUAAUGAAAUCGAAAUAUCGAUAUUUAAUCCCCAGCAUGAGCUUGUAGAUUUUUGCCAUCUACACAAAAUUGUCCCUUUGGGAUAUAGAGUUAUCUAUAAUCCUAUAAAUGAUUCCCUUUCCAAAUUCAAAAAAUGUGCACUGGAAGACCAAGUGGUUAUUGAUUUAAGCAGAAAAUAUCACGUUGAUCCAGCACAAUUGCUUAUAGCAUGGUGCUUAGCAAGAAAUUGUGGAGUAAUUGUAAAAUCUGAAACUCCAAAAAGAAUUAUUGGGAACUUUGAAGCCCUUAAACUUGCACUUAUUUAAGGUUUAGCGACUUGACUGUUAGUAAUACAGUACCAAAGAUCCCCGCAGAGGAUUCACACUCUUAGUGACAUCGCCAGGAGAACUUGCUCGAAUGAGGUGAGGAUUCGCCAGGUAGCCAAGGUUUGGACGCCAUCCUUCUUCUCCUUCAGUGCUUGCUGCCAUAGUAUCUGAAGUAUAGCCUUGUGUCUCUAUUUCCUAAUUGACUUGUCGGCUCCAGUAUUAGAUGAUGUAUUAAGGUUGCCCCAAAAAAUCAAAAAAAAUAGAAUUUCUGGUCUAAUCCCAGCAAAAAGUAAAAUUCAAAACUCUCAGUUUUACGCUAGGAAAUUCCCCGAUUGGUCUAGGCAUUGCAUGCAGACGAUGCUGGUCUUUCCCUUUCUAACUCUGAACCUCCUCUUUCCUCGGUAAAAUCCAAUCCUGAAAGCUGAAUAGGGCUAGGUUCUUAAAAGUGCCAGAAUUGUUACCUAGCAUAGCUGCCCAUUUUUGGGUUGACAAAAAUCUUGCCCAGAUAUAAUAAAUAUGUGCUCGAAACUGCAUUUUCUUCCAGGGCGCCCGAGCCGAGACGCCACAUUUAUUUAUAGGAACAUUGAAGCUCAAAAGCUGAUUUUGGAAAAAGAAGACAUAGAAAAGCUAAGCUCAGUGACCACAAAUGGAGUAUAUUGUGACCCUUAUGAAAGUUUUGGGAUUCAUCUGCUUAAAUAA